Messenger RNA from Esox lucius (northern pike), 3609 nucleotides. It is a transcript of the gene cerk, whose product is annotated as ceramide kinase. The transcript has 12 exons. The coding region runs from base 71 to 1747 and encodes 558 amino acids. The record is from RefSeq and is a predicted model, not a curated record. NCBI's taxonomy places the organism in Eukaryota, Metazoa, Chordata, Actinopteri, Esociformes, Esocidae. Gene Ontology annotation, molecular function: kinase activity.
UGUAGUUAGAACCGUCACACACGGUCACAUAUUGCAACUGUCGCUUCAGCAGAAAUGCAAAAUUGUGACGAUGUUAUUACAAGAAUUCUCAGUUUUGGAGAAACAACCAACAUUAUUGUCAUCGCAACUUUUUUACAGAAACAGUGUUGCAGAUCUGACUUUGAACCGCGUUAUGUUAUUUUGGAAGAGGGUUGAUAUGAGCAGAAGACACGCUCGGAGCUUUCUCUGCGUUUCUAAAGAUGCAAAAAACACAUUUUUGCUGUUGAAUGAUAUAAUAGUUGCCAGAGAAACCGAGGAAGGAGGCCAAAAGAACAAACAGGGUGGAAAGAAGGAGAAAGUACCAUUGCAUUCAUAUGGAUUCACAGUAUCAUAUGCUGACAGAACCAAACACCACCGCUGGAGGUGUAAAGCCUUGAUGUUCCAUUGCAAAGACAAAUCACAGUGUCAACAGUGGGUCCAGACCAUCAAUGACCAGCUAUCCCUGCUUUGCAGCCGACCGAAGCGCCUGCUAGUCUACAUCAAUCCCUACAGCGGGAAACGACUUGGGAAAAGGAUUUACGAGCAGAGAGUAGCCCCGCUCUUCGCUCAAGCUUCCAUCUCCACGGACGUGAUCGUCACCAAGCAUGCCAAUCAUGCCAGGGAUCACUUGGAGACGGAGGCAGAUGUGGAGCAAUAUGACGGGGUGGUGUGUGUCGGAGGGGACGGGAUGUUCAGUGAGAUCAUCCACAGCCUGCUCUACAGGACCCAAAGGGUCUCCGGAGUGGACCACCACCAAUAUGACCAAGAUCUGGUUCCGUGUGAUCUCCGCGUUGGAAUCAUCCCUGCAGGUUCGACUGAUUGUAUCUGCUAUGCUACAACUGGCACCAAUGAUCCAGUUACUUCAGCCCUGCACAUUGUCCUAGGUGAUUCCCAGCCCAUCGACGUGUCGUCUGUCCAUCACAACAACACGUUUCUUAGGUACUCCACUUCGUUGCUCGGAUACGGUUUCUACGGAGACAUGCUGAUGGACAGCGAGAGGAAGCGCUGGAUGGGGCCUGCCAGGUACGACCUCUCAGGUGUGAAGAUGUUCCUGAACCAUCAUUAUUACAAGGGUACCGUCUCUUUCCUGCCUGCUGAAGGAAACCUGGAGUUCCCUAAAGACAAGAUGGGUUGCAGAAGCCCAUGCCAUAUCUGUAAAACGAGUGUCAACAGGCUGAGCCUCUCAGGGGAUCAGGUCUGCGAGAUGGCUAAGGAGAAGUCUGACAGGGAGAUGAGCGAUGACGGAGCUUGGCAUGUCAUCCGGGGAACUUUCCUAGCCAUCAACGCCGUCUGUAUAAGCUGUGCCUGUCCUCGAAGCCCUGGAGGCCUGUCCCCUUCUGCCCACCUGGCCGAUGGAACCAUGGACCUCAUCCUGGUGCACAGGGCCUCCCGCCUCGACUUCCUGAGACAUCUCAUCCGACACACCAACAAGGACGACCAGUUCAAUCUGUCCUUUGUGGAAGUGCACCGCGUUAGGCAGUUUCGGUUCGCUCCCGAGCAGAGCGACGUGACCUCUGAGGCUGAGCUAAGCGAGUGCAGCAGGAAGAUCGGUACCGCCCAGGUCGGUUCCGCCCCCACUGGCCCCGGCACAAGUCAUAGCAGUUGGAGCUGUGAUGGAGAGAUUCUGCCUCAAGCAGCGAUACAAGUCAGUGUUCACUGCCAGCUGGUUAAACUGUUUGCCCGAGGCAUUGAGUGGGGGUCCAGCUCGACCCAUUCACAUUGUCUAUAAUAGAAGAAGUUGAAGGCGAUUGGACAGAAUUAUGUUUCAGAAGGAACAUCUACCCCCGGAACUUUCUUUGACUUUCUGAUUAAGUUAUGGAAGACUUCACUUUACGAGAUUAUGGAGACCCAUAACCAGAAUAAGAUAAAAGGAAAGACUGGAGAUUUUCUAGCAGACAUGGAUGGUAGCUCUUUCCUCGCCACAGAAAUGUUCAGUGAAACUUGUUCAGUGAAAUGUGACUGGUGUUGUUUGGAAGACGUGGGACUCCGCAUGCUGGACCGAGACUCGGGGGUCAGAGAUCGCGACGUGAUUUUGCUUUCCCAGGAAUGAUGGCACCUGUGGCACAAAGCGGAUGCCGAAAACAGCCAGAGUCCAAGCCAAUGAAGAUUUAUGCCUCAUUUAAGUAGCUUGGCAAAUGUUACCAUCACGACGGCGCCACAAACUAUUUACGGUCCUCAGUAUUUAUACAACCAGUUGUAUGUAAGACCCAACACAUUACCGUGCUGUCCAAGCACAAUAAGGGUAACAUACAGAUCACGUAAUCAGACAAAUGACUACAGUAGCUUUCAUAGUUUCAAUUACAUUAAUGGUACAAAUUUGAUUAUCUCAUUGUGUUGGUGUGACGUCUCAGAAUAACUGAUCAUUUCUGGUAGGCUCUUAUUAGAAUGUAACAGUGGGUAAGAUUUGUUCUGUAGGGCCCCUCAAUAGCAGGUCCAACUGGUUUUGUUUUCACAUUAAGUCUUCAUCACUGCAGUGCAGUCUGUUAGUGUGAGAAGAUUUAAUGAAAACUCAAAUUAAUGAUGUUUUCAAGAAGUGUUUUAGAUGGAUUGGGGUUGUACUAAGAGUUGUCAAAAUAUAUUACAUAACUGCAAAAAAUUGUACCAGCAGGAUAUAAAAAAAAAAAAACAGCGAUAUGCAUUGUUGACAGAUGCAUACAGAAUGUAUUCUACUGUUGAUCGUAAUUCUGCCACAUUCUCGUCACUUUCCAGAAUUUUCUUUUUGUAGACAGACCUGUGUGGGUGUGUGUGUUGUGUGUGUUAUGUCUUUGUGAGCGUGCCAUCAUCAUGAGUUAUCUUUAUUACAGUUUCACACCAGACUGCGAUCCGACAGAUGCGGCUUCCUGCAGCCAAAUCCUCUGCCAACUCCAGAACAUACACACCUACCUAUCAUUCGUCACUCCGGAACCACACACUGAUCUAAACUCUCAGUACUGGCCCAUUACGGAUUGUUGUGAAUGGCCAUUAUUAUAUUCCAACCCUGAGCUGUGAGAGUAUUACAUUAUAAUGCCCUGUCCUGUGGGUGUCCUAGGGGUUUUUAGCUGUGUUAUACAUUAUCUGUGUUAGACCCACAGGUCAGCUGCCUAGGGAAACAUUUUGACCAUAACACAAAUAGGAAGUAUGUCUGCUGCAAGCUUUAUAAUGGCUGCAUUGAGUCAUCCUUUCAUCUUGAAGGGCUAAAGAUCACGUGGCUAACGAACAAACCUGUGGUAUGAAUUAUGAUUUGGACUGUGAAGAUGUACGUCUGUUUAAAUUUGGCUUCAUAAAGGACUUUAAAAACAAUACUAUAGCAUUUGCUAGCUAAUAAAAAAAAACUAAAAAACAUUUGAAGUAUAGUAGGAAAAUUUGAAGAUUGACUGGUGCCAAGUGCAGACAGUUGCCAAUAGACCUUUGGGGUCUGUAAUGAAGCGGAGGUUAACUGUUCAAGUCUGUUCAUCAAUUGUGUGUUCUUUCUCUGCCCCUUAUUCCUUUAACAGGGUAAACACAUCAGCCACACUUAAAACUUGCCCAGGAUUCAGCCAUGGCCGUUGGCUUGCAUUCCUGUCCUCUCUUGGCAAGGUUCACAGGAUAACAUUAUAAAUAUACUACAUGAAA